Messenger RNA from Closterium sp. Naga37s-1, 1131 nucleotides. The record is from the annotation of a GenBank genome assembly. NCBI's taxonomy places the organism in Eukaryota, Viridiplantae, Streptophyta, Zygnematophyceae, Desmidiales, Closteriaceae.
AUGUUCCUCCUCGUCGGCCGCUCUUGCCCACGUCAGACCGCUUUCCUCGUCGCCCGCGCUUUCCCUCAUUACCCUCCCCGACCCUCUGGUCGCAUAUGUCACCGACAUUCCCUCUCGUCGCUCGCGCUUCCCCUCAUCACCCGUGCCGACCCUCGCCGCCCUCGCCUCCCCUCGUCGCCCGCGCGUCCCGUCGUCGGGCCUGCCUCCCAGUCACUCGCGCUUCCCCUCGUCAUCCGCGUUUCCAUCCGCUCUUCCCCUCUCCCUAUCUCACCAUCUCCAGCCCAUCCUUCCUCCCUCAUUCCUUCCGAAGGGGUGGGACAGAUGGGGAGGAACAGAUGGGGAGGAACAGAUGGGGAGAAACAGAGGUGGUCGCUUCCGCCACCACAAUCGAACAGCGUUUUGAUUCCCUAUCUGCUACCCACCAUCCUCCCCCCAGCUCUCUCCCCGGCAUCUGCCCCCGUUCCCCCCAUCCUCUUCCCUGUUUCCCCGUAUCCCCUGCCGUGCUUCCCCCCAUCCUAUCCCCUCUUACCCCGUAUCCCCUGCCCUGCUUCCCCCCAUCCCCUUCCCUGCUUCCCCCCAUCCCCUUCCCUACUUCCCCCCAUCCCCUUCCCUGCUUCCCCUCAUCCCCUUCCCUGCUUCCCCUCGUCCCCUCCCCUGCUUUCCCCCCUACCUCCUCCCUGCUUCCCCCAACCCUCCGUCCUGCUUCCCCCCUCCCUCCGUCCUGCUUCCCCCCUCCCUCCGUCCUGCUUCCCCCCUCCCUCCGCCCUGCUUCCCCCCUCCUUCCUCCCUGCUUCCCCCCUCCCUCCGUCUAGCUUCCCCCUCCCUCCGCCCUGCUUCCCCCCUCCCUCCGUCCUGCUUCCCCCCUCCCUCCACCCUGCUUCCCCCCUCCGCCCGCCCUGCUUCCCCCCUCCCUCCUCCCUGCUUCCCCCCUCCCUCCGUCUUGCUUCCCCCCUCCCUCCGCCCUGCUUCCCCCCUCCCUCCGUCCUGCUUCCCCCCUCCCUCCACCCUGCUUCCCCCCUCCGUCCGCCCUGCUUCCCCCCUCCGUCCGCCCUGCUUCCCCCCUCCCUCCGUCCUGCUUCCCCCCUCCUUCCGCCCUGCUUCCCCCCUCCCUCCGCUCUGCUUCCCCCCUAA